AGCCGGUUGUUAUGGAAUGUAUCAGUAACCCUUAAUAAUGGCGAAAAACGGCUCUAUAAAUCAUCUUAGAGAUAACCACACCAAAGAGAAGAAAAUAUCUAAAGCGCCGAUUCUAUUUAAACUAGAAUCUUGUCCUCCAUGGCUGCAAUUUAACAAAUAUAUUCGGGGAAGUUAUCGAUGUAACUUAUCAACGCGCCAAUGCGUAGACAGCUUGUUUUACGUCCACAACGAAACGUUCAACAUUUAUUCGCACGGUAUUCCCUGUGCAUUUUUUGUGGUGCUAAUCCCCAUGACAGCAAGUGCAGCAAGUCUGGCCAACCCACUAUGGUUUUUUCUUCACUAUUUCUCCUGCUUUGCUCCAUUCUUGGCUAGCCCUAUUUAUCAUUUAUUUAUGUGUCAUCAAAAUGGACAGGAUUCAUACAAGCAUCUACUCACUUUGGACGUCUGUGGUAUCUGGGCAAUCAAUGCCUUUGGUGCUUUGUGUGGUAUCCGUGCAACAUUUUACUGCCUUCCAUUUUGGCAGUUUUUGUCUCUUACAGUUUAUUUGGUGAUUUCCUUGAGGUGUCUAUACUUUAUUGUGAUAGCUGACAAUGCUAAAGAACGGUUCAAACCUUUUGCAGUAUUUGGUGUGAUGAGGUAUUUCUUUGUCGCAGUUCGUCUAUCAUUUUAUUAUUUUAAUGUUACCAAAAGCAGCGUCAGUGCUAUGCUGUAUUAUUUAUCAAUGGAUUUAUUAGCUUUUAUCGGUGGAGCACUCAAUGUUGCCAGAAUACCCGAGAGAUGGUUUCCAGGAAAAUGUGAUAUCAUUGGAAACAGUCAUCAAAUUAUGCAUGUGGUUACAUUACUAAGUGUUAUUUGUUUACACAUUGGAUCAGUAAGAGACUUUCACUGGAUGAGUGAAACUCUUUGCAUAUGAAGCAAGUUCUGGCUUGCGUGAUGUUCUACUGGAAUAAGAGUAACUUGAAUGUGAGAGAGCAGAGAGACAACUCCUUCUGUUGCAUGGACUUACUACUCUUGCACAGCAGUCUAAUUUUCUUGCACCUGUCUUGCAGAAAAUUACCUAAAUUAUAUAGUUUUUGGCUUGAAUUCCAGCCAUCUUGAACUACAAAUAUUUUUUUUCUUGUGUAACACACAAAUCCGCUAAUCUAUCAAGUAAAACUGUGUAACAAUUAAUAGCAAUAUUAACAGUGUUGAAAAGAAUUAAAGUAUUUUGUCUCUCUUCAGAUUGAAAAAAAUAAUAAUAUUGAAACAUUAAGAUUUUUAAAUUGAGCAAGCAAUUUAACUAUUUUUUAAAUGUGUCAAAAUAUUUUGCAAAUAAAUUUAAAAUUUAAUAAUUGUUUAAUUAUAUGUUAUUUGAACUUUAAUUUUUGUAAAUAGAGAAGGUGAAACAUAGUCUAUAACUAGUCCAGACUUUCAGACUGAUUAAAUUUUAUCUGUUUUAUCUUUAUUGAGAUCUUUACCCCUACUAAGGAGUUUUAGACAGCUGUUAGAUUUUGAAGAUAAAGGACUUUUACCAAAAGAUGAAACACAUUGCUGCUUGCUAAUAGUAAAGGUCAUUUCAACUUUCAUUCUUAAUUUGGGCUUUUGGGCUUAAUGUGAUUUUCUUAUACAGGGAAAGGAAUGUUGUUUCUUUUUUAAGGAAUUAGAUGACAUGCUAAUGAACAGCUGCAAAUGAGACUGGGUUGCAGAGGGCAGAUUGAAUUUUAAGAAUUUGUAUUAUACUGUUUAGUGUGAGGGAACAAUUCCUGAGCUGGAUGUGGCUAACCAUUUAAUUCUCAGGAUGUGAUAAGUGAUUUUCCUUUGUUGCUGUCAUAAAUUUUCUUAUAAACUAGUGAAAUAAAUUUGUUUUAUCGGGGAGAUGCCUUAAGCUAAUAAGUUCUCACCACGUGCACAUUACUCCAGCAGUGAAUUACCUGUUAAAUGUCAAUCACUUGGAGGUUACAGAGUUGAGACAGAGAGGAAAGGACUUCAAUUAAAACGUAAUCAAUUUUGUGUCUCA
This is a messenger RNA of Pocillopora damicornis (cauliflower coral), 1996 nucleotides long. Its product is annotated as progestin and adipoQ receptor family member 4. Gene Ontology annotation, cellular component: membrane. NCBI's taxonomy places the organism in Eukaryota, Metazoa, Cnidaria, Anthozoa, Scleractinia, Pocilloporidae. Gene Ontology annotation, molecular function: signaling receptor activity. The record is from RefSeq and is a predicted model, not a curated record.